Perognathus longimembris pacificus (Pacific pocket mouse) is the source of this 6454-nucleotide messenger RNA. It is a transcript of the gene F5, whose product is annotated as coagulation factor V. The record is from RefSeq and is a predicted model, not a curated record. Gene Ontology annotation, molecular function: copper ion binding. The transcript is spliced from 25 exons. The coding region runs from base 47 to 6184 and encodes 2045 amino acids. Lineage: Eukaryota; Metazoa; Chordata; Mammalia; Rodentia; Heteromyidae.
UGCUGGGGCCAGGGCAGAGGCAGAGGCCAGAAGAAGGAGAAGAACCAUGCUCCUGGCCUGCCCACGCCUUUGGGUCCUGGUGGUCCUGGGCACCAGCUGGGCAGGAAACCAAAGGGCAGAAGCGCUGGUUAGGCAGUUUUAUGUGGCUGCUCAGGGCAUCACUUGGAGCUACCACCCUGAGCCCACAGAUCCAAGGUUGAAUUCUUCUACAACUUCCUUUAAUAAAAUUGUCUAUAGAGAAUAUGAAGCAUAUUUUAAGAAGGAAAAAACACAAUCAAGCAUUUCAGGACUUCUUGGGCCCACUUUAUAUGCCGAAGUUGGAGAUAUCUUGAAAGUUCACUUCAAAAACAAGGCUAACAAGCCCGUGAGCAUCCAUCCUCAAGGAAUUAGAUACAGUAAAUUCUCAGAAGGUGCUUCUUACCCUGACCAUACAUUUCCUAUGGAGAAGAUGGACAAUGCUGUAGCUCCAGGCCAUGAGUUUAUCUAUGAAUGGAUUAUCAGUGAGGACAGUGGACCCACAAAGGAUGACCCUCCAUGCCUUACACACAUCUACUACUCCUAUGAAAAUCUGACACAGGACUUCAACUCAGGGCUGAUUGGACCUCUUCUCAUAUGUAAGAAAGGUACUCUGACUGAGGAUGGGACUCAGAAGAUGUUUGACAAGCAGCAUGUGCUGCUAUUUGCUGUGUUUGAUGAAAGCAAGAGCUGGAGCCCGUCAUCAUCCCUAAUGUACACUGUGAAUGGCUAUGUUAACAGGACAAUGCCAGAUAUAAUGGUUUGUGCCCAUGACCACAUCAGCUGGCAUCUGAUUGGGAUGAGCUCAGGGCCAGAAUUGUUCUCUAUUCAUUUCAAUGGCCAGGUCCUGGAGCAGAACCAUCAUAAGGUCUCAGCCAUCACUCUGGUCAGUGCCACAUCCACGACUGCAAACAUGACUGUGAGCCCAGAGGGAAAGUGGAUCAUAUCUUCUCUCAUUCCAAAACAUUUUCAAGCUGGGAUGCAGGUUUAUGUUGAUAUUAAAGACUGCCUAAAGAAAACCAGGACUCCAAAGAAAUUAACACGAGACCAGAGGCGUCAUAUUAGGAGGUGGGACUACUUCAUUGCUGCCGAGGAAGUCAUCUGGAACUAUGCACCUGUCAUCCCAGCCAACAUGGACAAAAAAUAUAGGUCUCUACAUUUGGAUAAUUUCUCAAACCAAAUUGGAAAACAGUAUAAGAAGGUUGUUUACAAAGAAUAUCAAGAUGAGACUUUCACCAAACGCAUAGAGAAAAAUGAAGCUGGGAUUUUGGGCCCAAUUAUUAGAGCCCAGGUCAGAGACACACUCAAAAUCAUGUUUAAAAAUAUGGCCAGCAGAGCAUAUAGCAUUUAUCCUCAUGGAGUGACCUUUUCUCCUCAAGAUGAUGAAGCCAACUCUACCUCAGGCAAUCACAUGAUCAGAGCAGUUCAACCCGGAGAAACCUAUACUUACAAAUGGAAUAUCCUAGAGUCUGAUGAACCCACAGAAAAUGAUGCUCAGUGCUUAACAAGACCGUACUACAGUGACGUAGAUAUGACAAGGGACAUUGCCUCUGGGCUCAUAGGGCUUCUUCUAAUUUGUAAGAGCAGAUCCCUGGAUAUUCGGGGCAUACAGAGGGCAGCAGACAUCGAGCAGCUGGCUGUGUUUGCUGUGUUUGAUGAGAACAAGAGCUGGUAUAUUGAGGACAACAUCUACAAAUUUUGUGAAAACCCUGAUGAGGUGAAACGUGAUGAUCCCAAGUUUUACCAAUCAAACAUCAUGAGCACUAUCAAUGGCUAUGUACCUGAGAGCAUACCUACUUUGGGAUUCUGCUUUGAUGACACUGUCCAGUGGCACUUCUGCAGUGUGGGGACUCAGGAAGAUAUUUUGACCAUUCAUUUCACUGGACACUCAUUCAUCUAUGGAAAAAGGCAUGAAGAUACCUUGACCCUCUUCCCCAUGCGUGGAGAAUCUGUGACAGUCACAAUGGAUAACAUUGGAACCUGGAUGGUAACUACCAUGAAUUCUAGUCCAAGAAGCAAAAACCUAAAUCUGAGAUUCAGGGAUGUUAAAUGUAUCCGGAAUGAUGAUGAUGAUGAUGAUUCAUAUGAGAUUUACAAACCUGUAGAACCUACAGCCAUGGAGACUCGGAAAAUGCGCUACUCUGUAGAAAACGAACAGGAAGAGGAUAAUGAUGAUUAUGAUUACCAGAAUGAACUGGCUUCAUCAUUAGGAAUUAGGUCAUUCAGGAAUUUAUCACUGAAUGGGGAAGAAGAUGAAUUCAAUCUUACUGCUCUUGCCCUAGAAAACAGCUCUGAGUUUAUUCCUCCAAGUACAGAUACAGCUAUUGGCUCAAAUUCUUCUUCCCCAAGAAACAUUAGUAGGCUCACUGUUGAUAACCUCACAAAGCCUCAGAAAACCCUCCCACACCCAGAACCCACUCCAGCUGUCAACCCCCUGGGACAUCUCAUUGGCUUUGACAAGAACUCAGUUCUCAAGCCUUCUACAGAAGAGCAUUCCAGCCCAUAUUCUGAAGACCACAGGAAAGAUCCUCUGCAGCCAGAUGGCACAGGGAUACGCCUGCUUCCACUCAGUACAAAAGGAUUCAGAAGCCAAGAACAUGCUAAACAUAAAGUACUCAAGGCAGAAAGGCACCAAGUAGCAAAGCACAGGUUGUUCUGGACUGGGAGACAUUCAAAUCAAGAUAACACUUCUUCCAGAAUGAGCCGCUGGAAGGACAUCCCUAGUGAGAUAUUACUUCUAAAACAAACGAACCCAUCGAAAAUUAUGGGUGAGAAAUGGCAUCUGGCUUCUGAAAAAGGUAGCUAUGAAAUAAUCCAAGAUAUUGGUGAUGACAUGGCUAUUGAUACACUGAACAAUACCCAGAAUGUCUCAAGGACUUUGGAAGAAGGCAUCCCUCCUCCAGAGAAGCCAGGACAUCAGAGUAACCGCCCAAACUUCACUCCAGUUAGACGUAACUUGAGAAACAUUACUCAAGUCACACAGCAUGGAGGAAAUAGUGGCUUGAUGAAAAGACAAUUUUUAAUCAGAACACGGAAAAAGAAAAAGAAGCUUACACAUCAUGUUCCUCUCUCUCCCAGAGGUUUUCAUCCCAUAAAAGGAGAUGCCUAUACCACAUUCUCAGACAAGAGACACAACCACUCAGUAUUGUCUUUAUCUAAUGAAACAUCUCUUCCCACAGACUUCAAUCACACAUUCCCCUUCAGGAAUCAUAGCUCAAUAGCACUGGCUCCUAACCAUAAUCAGAAGCUCCCAAAUGACACCCAUCAGACAAGCUCCUCCCCUCCUGAUUUUGAUCAAAUAUUUCCUGUUCAAGACUCUGAUCAAACACAUUCUACUACAGAUCCCAAUCAUAGAUCCUCUCCUUCAGAAUCCAGUUGGAUGCUUGACUAUGACCUAAGCCAUGAGUUCUUCCUUGAAGACUUUAGUAAAAUCUCCCCUCCCUCAGAACAUGAAGUUGGGCAGAAUUUCCCUGCAGACCUUGAUCAGCCAUCCAUCCCUGAAGAACAGCAUCAGACCACCCCUGCCCCAGACCUCAGCCAGAUGACCUCCUCCCCACGCCUUGGCCAGACAUCCCUGUCCCCAGACCUUGGACAGAUGACUCUGUUCCCAGACUUUGGCCAGAUGGAUCUGUCCCCAGAUCUCAGCCAGAUGUCUCAAUCCCUCGACCUUGGCCAGAUAUCCCCAUCUCUAGACUUUGGCCAGGUAUCCCUGUCCCCAGAUCCAGGCCAAACAACCCUUUCCCCAGACCUCAGCCAGACAUCUCCAUCCUCAGACCUCAGGCAGAUGACCCUGUCCCCAGACCUUGGCCAGGUGACUGUCUCUCAAGACAUCAGUCAGACAACCCUUUCUCCUAAUAACAAUGAGAUACUUCCUCCAGACCAAAGCCAGACAUCCCAGUCUCCUAAAUCUAGUCAGCCUCCAUCUCAUCCAGAUUUUAAUCAAACAUUUCCCUAUCUAGACCUUAUUCAUAUGCCAUCUCCAACACUCAAUGACACUUUUAUGCCAAAGGAAUUUAACCCACUUGUUGUGGUGGGCUUCAGUGGAGAUGAUGGAGAUUACAUUGAGAUCAUUCCAAGGGAAGAUUACGGGAAGAGUGAAGAUGACUAUGCUGAGACGUAUUAUGUAGACUAUGACAAUCCCUACAAAACUGAUCUCAGGGCAGAUACUACAACCUUUAGGAAUCCUGACAGCAUUGCAGCAUGGUACCUCCGCAGCAAUUCUGGGAACAGAAAGUAUUAUUAUAUUGCAGCUGAGGAAAUAUCCUGGGAUUAUUCAAAAUUUGCAGAAAGAGAGGUGGACCCUGAUGACGACACUGAUGACACCCCAGAGGACACCACAUACAAGAAAGUUGUCUUCCGAAAGUACCUGGACAGCACAUUUACCAGACGGGAUCCCCGGGGAGAGUAUGAGGAGCACCUUGGGAUUCUUGGCCCUAUUAUUAGAGCCGAAGUGGAUGAUGUUAUCCAAGUUCGUUUUAAAAACUUGGCAUCCAGACCAUAUUCCCUUCAUACUCAUGGGCUUUCCUAUGAAAAGUCAUCAGAAGGAAAGACUUAUGAAGAUGACUCUCCAGAAUGGUUUCAGGAUGAUAAUGCUAUCCAGCCAAACAGUAGCUACACAUAUGUAUGGCAUGCCACUGAGAGAUCAGGGCCAGAGAACCCAGGCUCUGCCUGUCGAGUGUGGGCCUACUACUCAGCAGUGAACCCCGAGAAAGACAUCCACUCCGGCUUGAUAGGACCUCUUUUGGUCUGCCGAAAAGGAAUACUUCAUAAGAACAGCAACAUGGCCAUGGACAUGAGAGAAUUUGUUUUACUUUUUAUGGUCUUUGAUGAGAAGAAGAGCUGGUAUUAUGAAAAGUCCAAAAGGUCUUGGAAACUCGAAUCUUCAGAAGUAAAAAACUCCCAUGAGUUUUAUGCCAUUAAUGGGAGGAUCUUCAACUUGCCUGGCCUGAGAAUGUACGAGCAAGAGUGGGUGAGACUAUACUUGCUGAACAUGGGCGGCUCCCAAGACAUUCAUGUGGUUCACUUUCAUGGCCAAACCUUGCUGGAAAAUGGCACUCAACAGCAUCAGUUAGGGGUCUGGCCCCUUCUGCCUGGCUCCUUUAAAACUCUUGAAAUGAAGGCAUCAAAAGCUGGUUGGUGGCUUCUAGACACAGAGGUUGGAGAAAACCAGAGAGCAGGAAUGCAAACUCCAUUUCUCAUCAUAGACAAAGGAUGUAAAAUGCCACUGGGGCUAAGUACUGGUAUGAUAGCUGAUUCACAGAUCAAAGCUUCUGAGUAUCUGAGUUAUUGGGAGCCCAAAUUAGCAAGAUUAAACAAUGGUGGGUCAUAUAAUGCUUGGAGUAUAGAAAAAAUUCCAACAGGAAUUGCCUCUAAACCUUGGAUCCAGGUGGAUCUGCAGAAGGAAGUUGUAAUCACGGGGAUACAAACUCAAGGUGCUAAACACUACCUAAAGUCCUGCUAUACCACAGAGUUCUCUGUGGCUUAUAGUGCUGACCAAACCAACUGGCAGAUCUUCAAAGGGAACAGCACGAAGAAUGUGAUGUAUUUUGAUGGCAAUUCAGAUGCUUCUAUGAUAAAAGAGAAUCAAUUUGACCCACCUAUUGUGGCUAGAUACAUUAGGAUCUCGCCAACAAAGUCCUAUAACAGACCUGCCCUGCGAUUGGAGCUGCAAGGUUGUGAGGUUAAUGGCUGCUCCACACCACUGGGUAUGGAAAACGGACAAAUAGAAAACAAGCAAAUUACAGCUUCUUCAUUUAAGAAACCUUGGUGGGGAGAUUACUGGCAACCAUCUCGUGCUCGACUUAAUGCCCAGGGCCGUGUAAAUGCCUGGCAAGCUAAGGCAAACAACAACAAACAAUGGUUACAAAUUGAUCUACUGAAAAUCAAGAAGAUAACUGCCAUUGUAACACAGGGCUGCAAGUCUCUGUCCUCUGAAAUGUAUGUGAAGAGCUACAGCAUUCACUACAGUGACCAGGGUGUGGAAUGGAAACCUUACAGGCAAAAAUCCUCCAUGGUGGACAAGAUUUUUGAAGGUAAUAGCAAUAGCAAGGGACAUGUGAAGAACUUUUUCAAGCCACCGAUUAUCUCCAGGUUUAUCCGCAUCAUUCCUAAAACAUGGAACCAAAGUAUUGCACUUCGUAUGGAACUCUUUGGCUGUGAUAUCUACUAGAACUGAGGAUUAAAGCAACAUAGAAGAGACUCUUUCAGACCUCAAACAUUAGAGUAGGCAAUGUAUUCUGUAGCUAUUUUAAAUAUUAACAAUUUCCCACUGUUCCUCUUUUUUCUACUAGAGAAUAAAAUUGUGCACAAGAAACUUUUUCAAUGGAACUCAUUGCUGCCAUUAAGUGAGAUGGGAGCUAUUAUUGCUGCAUUAAUUUGCAUAUAUAUAGUAUGAUAUUAAGUCCCAACAAGAGAAGGGUUUAUCUUUCACAAUGAUAAA